UUUCACGAGUUUUUGUGUUAAAUAAAAUCUUUAUUGUACAAAUAUUGCCUUAAAAUUCGGUUUUCAAGAUCAUGUGUAAAGCGGAAUUAACCUUCUUAGUACUAACUUUAUUCUCGGCCACCUUUGUCGAUGCGGAAACCUACAGCCUAAAAACAUACACAACGUGGCGUCAGAGAGCAAAGUGUCGAUUUAAAUGCGGUGUCCCCAUUAUUAUUCACCCAAUUUGUGCAUAUGAUCAUGGCCAAUACGUGACUUAUUCUGCAUCGUCAUUCACUUGCUACAAAAGAAGGUGCAAUUUAGCUGGACCAUCCUUAAAAUACAAACAUGCGGGAGAAUGCAAUUCUCAAUCUGGUCAAACACAGGACAAUCAUUCUGCAAGGCUUGCGCCUAAUGAUAAUGUUGGAGUAGCCGCGAUGGCCGCUUAAGCAUUAUAUAUAUAUAUAUAUAUAUAUAUAUAUAUGUGUGUGUGUGUGUGUGUGUAAAUUUAAAUGAUUUAUGACCUAUAUGUCAGGCGGUCCAGAAUAAUAAGGAAACAUAUUUUUAUCCGGGACAAUGAAA
Molecule: messenger RNA, 558 nt
Organism: Belonocnema kinseyi
Lineage: Eukaryota; Metazoa; Arthropoda; Insecta; Hymenoptera; Cynipidae
Exons: 6
Coding region: 72-425 (117 amino acids)
Source: RefSeq, a predicted model, not a curated record